Messenger RNA from Dromiciops gliroides (monito del monte), 531 nucleotides. Its product is annotated as zinc finger protein RFP-like. Lineage: Eukaryota; Metazoa; Chordata; Mammalia; Microbiotheria; Microbiotheriidae. The coding region runs from base 1 to 531 and encodes 176 amino acids. The record is from RefSeq and is a predicted model, not a curated record. The transcript has a single exon.
AUGAUCUGUCCUAAGAGGAAUACUGGAGAACACAAUCAGACGUCUAGGAACAAGGAUGUCAAAGGGUUAAUUGAAAGCCUCAGGGAGGAUCUCACUUGCUCUAUAAGUCUGGGUUACUUCACUGACCCAGAGACUGUCAAAUGUGGCCACACCUUGUGUACACAGUGUCUUCUCCAGUGCAAGGAGGGAGCUGAUGCCACACUGACCUGCCCAGAGGGCAGAGGAGCCAUAAAAUAUGGCCAUUUGAUACCCAGCAAGGGCCUGCAGAAUCUGUCCAUCACUGGCCAAAUGCUCAGACCUCAUUUACUGGUGGCCCUGACUAUCUGUGAUCAGCAUGGGGAAAAAGAGCAGAGACCCCUCUGUGAGUUUUGUUCAUUAACCCCAGAGUGCAAGGAUCAUCACGUUCUUCCCAUGGACAAGGCUGCUGAAAAGUACAAGGACAAACUCCAGGAGCAACGGAGUAUCUUGCAGAGAAAACAAGAGAAAUUUAAAGUUGCACUGACCAAAGUGAAAAGGAGAGGAAUAUCGUAA